Molecule: messenger RNA, 6682 nt
Organism: Spea bombifrons (plains spadefoot toad)
Lineage: Eukaryota; Metazoa; Chordata; Amphibia; Anura; Pelobatidae
Gene: AKAP6
Product: A-kinase anchoring protein 6
Exons: 13
Coding region: 8-5758 (1916 amino acids)
Molecular function (GO): protein binding
Source: RefSeq, a predicted model, not a curated record
CUUCACCAUGAGUGUGACACUGCAACCCAACAUGUCUCAGGAAAUGGACAUUGUGGAGUCCCAUGCUUCUCACACUAGUGAGACAGAGGCCCCAAGUGUGCCGAAUUGUGCCAAACAUAAUGAAAGACCCCCACCGGUCCAAUCCGUUGCUGACUGGAAGAUCAUCCUACACCUGCCGGAAAUAGACACGUGGAUUCGAAGCACAUCUGAGCGAGUGAGGGGUCUCACACAGUCAGUGCAGGAGGACCCCCAAAGUAGGCAUGUGGAUGUGCAUCUAAUGCAACUCAAGGAGAUUUGUGAGGAUAUCUCAGACCAUGUGGAACAGAUCCAUGCUCUGCUGGACACAGAGUUCUCCCUGAAGCUCCUCUCGUACUCGGUCAAUGUGAUUGUCGAUAUCCACACAGUGCAGCUUCUCUGGCACCAGCUACGGGUUUCUGUACUUGUAUUGAGGGAGAGGAUUCUCCAGGGGUUGCAAGACAGCAACGGCAACUACACUCGUCAGACUGAUAUCCUGCAGGCAUUCACCAAAGAGAACCAGGAGGACAGGCUAGAUGCUCUAACAGAGGUGGAUGGCUCUGGGCAGCUGACCAUUCGAUGUCCCUCAGACUACCUCUCCCUAGACUGUGGGAUCACAGCCUACGAAUUAUCAGACUAUAGUCCCAGGGACGAGGAAGAGGUCCACACCAUCUCUGCCAAACCUCUGGAGGCCUGGACAUAUAACGCAAUGCAGCAGGAAUUUCCAGAUUUGGUUAGGGGCUCCGGACUACUUAGUGUUGUCUCGGAUGGUGAGCAACAGAGCAGUGAACAGGAGAAUAAGCUAGCCUCGUCACAAAUGGAAGAAGCAGAACAUCCUCCACUCAAGUCCUUGCCUCUUACUGAAGGUAGCACUCCAAAAAGACCUCUGCAGGAGACCAACGAUCAUGGUGGAGACUCGCCUACCCGCCCCUCUCUCCCCAAGAGGGGUCUGUUUUUGAACAAAGAAGAAGAUUGGGAGCAGUCAGGUGCAAUAGAAACAUCUGUGAAAAUUGUCUCACCUUCUUCAUCUCUUCCUUCAUCUUCACCUGCUCCCUACAACCACCUUGCUCUGAGCCUGUCACCCACAUGUUCUCCUGUCGGCCCUUCAUUUCACACAAAUAGAUUGCAGGUAGAGGAGGAGAGAGCACAAGAUAUGCUGGACACUAAACAGAUGGACAGCCAGACACACCAGUGCAUAAAUGGCAAUGAUUCCUCUAGUGACUCCAAUCUGUCAGGAUGCAGCACUCCCAAGGAGAGCCAGACAGACACACAACAUCACAGAGCAUCAGAUUCACCACCACAAGAGCUAGGAACAAGCAGCUGGUAUGGCUCUGAUGAGUUCCUGGCUCUUCCCUCACACUUGCAUGAAGCAGAUCUUCUUGCCCUGCAUCUAGGUAGCCUCUCACAGUUGGUAUCUCCUACCCCUGAAGAGUUACAGCCAGCCCUUAGAGAUGUUGAGGACUGGGAGAUCAGCUCAGGGUCAGAAGUAGGGGCCGGUUCACCCCGAUGCUUCUCUCCCAGUACCCCUAGCGAUUUGGCUUUGCAUGCAAAUGGAAGUGGUCGAUCGACCCCAUGUCUCAGUAGGCCAUUGUGUGGUGUACGGCAGAAGAGAGCAGCGCUCGUACAAAGACUCAUGUGGGAUAUACAGAGACAGGACAAUGAUCGCCAUGUGUGGGAGAGAAUCCAGGGUUUUGUAUCCAAGCUUGACCGAUUCAUUCGCUGGUUACAAGAUGCUAUGGAAGCCACCGAGAACUGGACGCCUCCCCAGCCCGAGACGGAGGCGCUGCAGCAGUACCUGCACACUCACUUGAACUUUAAGCAGAGCGUGGAUGAUCACUGUGCUCUUAAGGACAAGGUAUUGGAAGAGGGACACAGGCUGAUGGAAGUGCUAGUGUCACACAGACCAGGCUUUCUGGAGAUGUUGGAGAUGAUCACGUCUCAAUGGAAAGAGCUACAGAAACAGAUACGGAGGCAGCACGGCUGGAUUAUGAGUUCUCUGGACACCAUCAAGGCAGAUAUUCUGCAGGCAGAUGGAGAUGUCGAGGAAGAGUCCAAAACACAGAAUGGACCACAGAGCUCAAUAGAAGCCAAGAGAGAUGCUGUAUCGCAGAUGUCACUGCAGCUGAACAGUACUGAUUAUUCUCCGAGUCCUCCAAGUGGUUCUACCCAAAAGCCCUUAGAGCUCAGCCUGAGGAGUGACAGCAUGCAAGAGAUGGAGGCAGAAUGUGAGGAGUUCUGGGACUGGUUGCUAGACAUGGAGGCCACUGUGAAGAACAGCCUUGGGCUGCUGGUAUCUGAGGAUCAGCAUCUGCAGAUGUGCAAGAGAUGCAGCGUGGAAAUGUCCCUGAGAGAAGACAGAGUCAGAGCUCUUCUAUGUCAGCUGGCAUCACUGAAGAAAGAGGGAACCCCACUCCCUGACAGUGUCUUGAACAGAGAAGGCUUGAUCCGUGAUAAAUGGGACAUGCUAAAGAAGUCGAUUGCUGAAGCACUGUCCACCAGCUCGCCCCAGCCUGUGCUUUCUCCUGGGAGUGGAAGUUUGGUUCAGCAGUUGGAACAACGAGUAAAGGAACUCAAAUCGUGGCUGAGAGACACAGAACUCACCUUGUAUAACUCAAGCUUGAGAGUUGACGAGGAAGGUGAUGGAAGGUCAAAGGAAAGACUCCAGAAAGAGCUGCAAAGAUUUCAGUCCCUCUGCUCUGAGCUCAGGCUGCGUCAGCGUGGAGUGGCGUCUGUCCUGCGUCUGUGUCGCCAUCUACUUAGCCUCCAGGAGCAGUCUUUACAGCAGGACCCUCCUAGCUUGCAGCUGUUGAGCGUCAACCUAGAGAGAAGGUGGGAAGCCAUAGUGAUGCAGAGUACACAGUGGCAAAGACGCCUGCAGAGGGAGCUCAGAGAUGGACAGGAGCUGGAUGUUUUAGUGGACCCAGACUGGGCAGAUUUGAGCAGUGCUGGGAUAGAGGAGGCUCUGGAGUGGGACGAGACAGACAUUACAGCGGAAGCUGUCUGUGAUAAUCAGGAACCUGAAUGUGUUGUUACAGAUACUUAUAUGGCAGAUGAGGAACAUCACCCAGGUCAGCCAGUGUCAGGAGUCUCCAGACAUUCGACUAACUCCCAGACUCAGGUGUAUCAAGUCUACAGCUUACACAACAUGGAACUUUUCAGAACAGACUUGGAUUCCUCACUAAGAAAAGAUCCAAAGUUGGGGCCCGUAUCACAAUUUUCCCUUCUCCAGGGAAAUACUUUUUCAUCAUUGCCAGAUUUAGCAAACAAAUGUCACCAAACAUACCAACCCCCCAAAAUUCAGGGGGGUUCCAGUGGCCAUUCAGAGUGUGAAAGUGGCAUUGCAAGUGGAGGAGAAGGAGUAACUGCUGCCAAUUCAGAGGGAUGCUUAUCUAUGGAUGGAGAAGGAAGUCAAGGUUGCCAAGCAUUGGUUGAGGACACUGGACAAAAAGACUGUAUAGAUAUUGAACUGUUAACAUAUUCCAGAUCAAAGCAUCAAGGUCCACGUACAUUAAAUGACUGUUCCCUUUUACAGACAAAUUGGCUCGAACCAAUCAUUCUUGGAGGAACACAGAGGUCGAUUCCUGGGUUAUGUUUUUCAAGAAAACCUGGCCAAGUUGGUACCAAUAGGACUAUGCUUGCUGUUAGCUCUGAAGACCACAGCCCAGAAGACAACACUGAGCUAAUUGAAGUGUUAAGCUCUCAGAAUUCUCCCCAUAACUCUUCUUUGGAAUCACUCUCAGUGACUGGUGAAGGGUUGGAGUCUGAGCCUGUGACACUCAGACGUAGUGUGUCUCUCGAGAGUUGGCCAGCCUCUUACAAAAGCAACGAGGACUUGUUCAGUCAGCAGGGUUCUGCUGAUAUUACCCCAGGCAGUGAGCAUAGUGAAGAGCUGAGCAAGCGAACAUUGGACUUACUGAAGAGACUUGAAGACAUUGAAUGCCCAUCUGAGCAGAAGAUGAAACGCAGUCUCUCUGAUGAUAUUACACUGCGAAGUGGCCCUCAUGAGGCAUCCCUUAAUGGUCUCCGUUCUCCUCCAGAUAGGGUAUCAUCAGGAAAUGAAGAUCUUGGAUCUGAACUGACAGAAUUGAGCAGCAGCGAGGAACUAUCCCUUAAGUCUGAAGAUCUUGCUAUGCUUAAAGGCCGUCUGAUGGAAUCCAAUGCCAGUUUUCGCAAACACCUGAGCAGAUCUCUAGGAGGGGAGGAAGGGGAGGCUAAUCUCAGUAUGAUUGUUAAUGUUUCGUGCACUUCAGCUUGUACUGAUGAGGAAGAUGAUAGUGACCUUCUGUCAAGCUCCACACUCACCUUAACUGAAGAGGAGGAAGAAGAAGAGGAGGAGGAAGAGCUUGAAGAGUUAAAUACAAGCGUGGGCAGUGAAGAUGAGGCAGGAGAUGGCACAGGACUUCCCUUAGGGUCUGACUUUAUCAGACGUGAGCUGCAAGCCUGGAUAAGACCAACCUUCCUGCUCCCAAGAGAGAGGAGAAAAAUGAAUAGGGUGGUACAGGACAUGUCAGGAGCACCAACGAUUGAUAAAAUAUGGCAGAGCUCUCUGCACAGAGGACGAGAAACCAAUGGAAAUGUAAAAGAUGCCAAAGAAAAAGAUAGAAGUAAGAUUUUGAUUCAAAAAGAAGAGAAAAUACUGUCUAACUCAAAACAGCUGGCAGAUGAUAUGGAAAAUGGAAACAUUCACAACAGGCCAAGUUCCAUUAAGGAUACCAUUAGAACAGAAAGCCAUUCUGGAGUAAAGAAAAAGCCUGCUCUUUACCCAUCAGUAUCAAUAACCAAGACAGAGAAGCUUCAUCCUCCGAGCAUGCCUGCCUUGGCAUAUCACAAACCUCGGGAACUUGGACCCUCUUCUAAUCGGAAAAGCAACCUGCGAGUGACACGUGAUGCUGUUGCAGAUAUAGAAAUGCCAGACAAUAAUUGUAUACCAUCAGAGAACAAUCAAAAGGUGCCAUGUGGGAAAGUAACAGAGAACACCCCUGAAUCUUCUUGUUCAUGCCACGGCUCUACCCGUGAGAGCUCUGACAGCCCAGAUUGCAAUGUACAUGAGUUUGUGAAGGAAAUUUUAGACAUGGCGUCAACUGCACUACAUGGGUCACCCCCAAAGGAUGGGCCAAGUAAUGGCACUGGAGCACAAAUCAGAGAGAAAGUUCUAGAAUACUCCCGCAGGCAGUUGGAAAGGGGUGACUUUUACUCUUACCUUUCACUCUCAUCUCAUGACAGUGACUGUGGAGAGCUAAAUGGAUCUGUCAGAGCUACAACUCCUCAGAUGCCAGUUGAAGAUAGCAUAGAUGGAGAUAUUGAGGGUAUGUUUGAAGCCUGUGCAGAGGACAAGGAGAAGACGGGUGAUCUAAAAGCUUCCUCCAUUGUGUCAUCACCACUGGCAGCUGCAGUGUCUUUAAAAACUGCCCCUUCUUCUGCUGGGUUAAAGAUUCCACGGAACAGAACCACAAACUCAGGGCAACACAACGCAACAAGGCCAUCUGUCAGAAAGUUCCAGGGCCACCCAGAAGUUAGUUCUAAAUGUGGCAGCAGUAAAUUGUCCAGCAAAAUCCUCCCUGCUACUAGAGAGUUGUGCCCAGAAUCUCAAGGAAAGACUUCAGUCAAGCCACCAACCUCCAGCCUUCCCAUUCUGCACAAGAGAGUCCAUGAACAGAGGCCUGGAAUGGCAAGUAACUCCUCAAUAGGCACAGGUCACUUCAAGAAGCCAUCCCAUGGACCCAAAAGCCACAAGGACCUGUGAUCAACCCAUAAAUUAGCAUACCUCCUUUGCAGGAGUGAAGAUGGCAGCAUUGUAUAUUCUGCCCAUCUGUCUUUGUUUUCUUCUCACACAGCGUUUGGGGGUCUAACGCCAUUCGAAUUCUGGAAAACUAUGAUCUGAUAGACCUUCAGGUUUACAAGCGUAAACACAGGGUAUAGUCCUGCCUGGCAGUAUAACUCUUCUUGGUAAAGAGUAGCUGACCUCUAUGGAACAACAAGAAUUCUCAGUUCCUGCUGGGGAACAUGGCUCAGACACAGCAAUGCUUGUAUCACUUAUUUUUUUUUGUUGAUCCAGGGCUAGCUGCAGACAAGCUUGGCACUAGGAGAGGUGCUAGGGAUAGGGAUACAAAGAUCCCAACACACCAAAAGGAAUCAGGGGUGAAUAUGAGGAAUGAGAGACAGACCCUGGGGAAAUAGAGGCUCCAGAGGUAAAUGUAAGAAAUGUGUACGUCGAAGUAGCAAUGGAAAGCUCACAGUUGAGUUUUUGAAAAUGUUUAGGUAAGGCUGUAGAAAGGGAAAGUUUAGUGGUUCUGAAACCUGUCUUUUUUUCAUAAGAUGUCCUUCCACAAGCCAAGCUGAGACAUAGCUAAAUACAGCAAGGAUAUCUCGAACUUCUAGAUGUUUUGCACUUGGCGACAGGUCGAAGAAACCUUAGUUAGAAUACGAGAGUGUUUUCUGGGAGGUGUGAUCACGUUAGAUGAGAGGAAGAGGAAAAUGUGGAGAUGGCGGGAUGUUGGUGGGGACCUUUAACUGGACAGUGCUCGUUGCAUUCGCUUGAUGAACCCCCGUCUAUGCUGGAGAGGACAUUCGUUGUUUUACUGUGUGAAGUGGAUUCCUCCAGGUCAUGGACCACUAAAUUACCACCUAGCUAACUGUUGUAUGUUUGAAAUACAAGAAAUUGUUUUGA